AAUAAGCACCAGCACUUAUUUUUAAUUCUGUGUGAUGGGGUUCCUCUUGGCUUCGAACGGCGAAUAUUGCUCUCCUCACCAAUCCUAUUGCCUUCUCUAAACCAUCAUCAUCUGAAGAUAAAGCACGCGCUUAGACGAUCGUGUUUUUUUUCGCCAAGCUCCCGUUUGCAAUCCGUCAGUUAUCCUUGUUGUUAGGAGGAGGUUACGAUCUCCACACUCCUAGAUCAAAGUGGACUGAGCUCCUUUGCAGCAGCGAUCGAUUCCAGGCUGACACCCAGUUAGAUGCAUCAAUCCUUUAUACACUAAUGCUUGCAACUAAGGCCUUGCGCAAGUGUUCGUGGUGGAGCACUUACUUAUCCCAUGCAUUUGUUCCAGUUCCACUUUUCACAUUUCAUUCCACAAUGUCUAGUUUGGAGGAGUUACUUGGUCUUGAAAACUUGCUUCACAUGAACAGCAUCGAUAGGAUCCAAAGGUCCUCACUUAGUGGUUGCAGGCCCAUAUCUGAUGACAUGGGAAUGGAAAGUUGUUUGAUAGUGGGGAGGAGUUGUAGCUCAUCUAACAGUUGCAAUGGAGAAUUUGCAAGAGAAACUUUACGAUGGAGAAGACUGAGAAGGGAUGGGUGCUCCUUAAAUCAAAAGAUGUUAAGCUCUGGUAGGAGCCAUAGGGUCUAUGGAAGUGUAUGUGAUUCCUAUAUGUCCAAUCAACAUUUUAUCUCUCAAUGCAAUUACAAGGACAUAAGUGGUCUAACCAAUAAGUUUUUAAGGGGGAUACCGAAAUUUGUGAAGAUCGUUGAAGUUGGCCCAAGGGAUGGAUUGCAAAAUGAGAAGUCAAUGGUGCCUACGACUGUGAAAAUUGAGUUGAUACAAAGGCUAGUAUCUUCUGGAUUGUCUGUUGUUGAGGCCACAAGUUUUGUUUCACCAAAAUGGGUACCACAGCUAGCUGAUGCAAAGGGUGUAAUGGAAGCAGUUCGGAAGAUUGAAGGUGUAAGAUUCCCUGUCUUAACACCUAACCUUAAAGGUUUUGAAGCAGCUAUUGCAGCUGGAGCUAAGGAAGUGGCUAUUUUUGCAUCAGCUUCAGAGUCCUUUUCAAAGUCUAACAUCAAUUGCAGCAUUGAGGAUAGUCUUAUCCAUUAUCGAGCUAUUACUCUUGCUGCAAAAAAGCUCUCAAUUCCUGUGCGUGGGUAUGUAUCAUGUGUUGUGGGGUGCCCAGUGGAAGGACCGGUUCUACCUUCAAAAGUAGCAUAUGUAGCGAAGGAGCUUUAUGAUAUGGGUUGCUUUGAAAUCUCCCUUGGUGAUACAAUUGGGGUUGGAACACCUGGUUCUGUUGUUCCAAUGCUUGAAGCUGUGAUGGCGGUUGUUCCUUCUGAGAAGCUUGCUGUUCAUUUCCAUGAUACUUAUGGUCAAGCUCUGGCAAAUAUUUUGGUAUCCCUUCAAAUAGGGAUUGGCACCAUAGAUUCUUCUGUUUCUGGCCUUGGGGGGUGUCCAUAUGCCAAGGGUGCAUCUGGGAAUGUUGCCACUGAGGAUGUUGUGUACCUGCUCAACGGGCUUGGUGUGAAGACAGAUGUGGAUCUUAGAAAAGUCAUAUUGGCUGGGGAGUUCAUCUCCAAGCAUUUGUGCCGCCCAUCUGGUUCCAAGGUUGCAACCGCUUUAAGCAGAAUUACAGCAGAUGCUUCCAAGAUUUGAGUUGAGGUUUGUAAUUUUCAACCAUACUGCCCAAGAGAAAGAGAAGGAUUAAUAAUGUUUGUGGAAUUUUUCAUCCAAAUGGCCCUUGAUAUAGACCUAUUAUGUAUAGAAAUUAAGCAUUUUUAGAGCCUUUUAUCAGGUGAAAUUUAUGCUGGAUCAUAUGUAAAUCUGUGUAUUUUUAGCAUCUGUUUCCGUCUGAAUAAAGCAAGAAUAUGCAAGUUGCAAUUACACUGAUCCAAAUUUAUUGGACCCAAAUUGAUCUUUA
This is a messenger RNA of Nelumbo nucifera (sacred lotus), 1947 nucleotides long. Its product is annotated as hydroxymethylglutaryl-CoA lyase, mitochondrial-like. The record is from RefSeq and is a predicted model, not a curated record. Gene Ontology annotation, biological process: ketone body biosynthetic process; L-leucine catabolic process. Gene Ontology annotation, molecular function: hydroxymethylglutaryl-CoA lyase activity. Lineage: Eukaryota; Viridiplantae; Streptophyta; Magnoliopsida; Proteales; Nelumbonaceae.